AUGCCUCUGUUCGCCGCCAACCCCUUCGAGCAGGACGUGGAAAAAGCCACAAAUGAGUACAACACUACAGAAGAUUGGAGUCUUAUUAUGGACAUAUGUGACAAAGUUGGAAGCACUCCUAAUGGAGCAAAAGAUUGCCUAAAAGCCAUAAUGAAAAGAGUAAAUCAUAAGGUUCCUCAUGUUGCUCUGCAGGCAUUAACUCUUCUUGAGGCUUGUGUGGCAAACUGUGGAAAGAUAUUUCAUUUAGAAGUAUGUUCCCGUGAUUUUGCAACAGAAGUACGUGCUGUGAUAAAAAAUAAGGCUCAUCCUAAAGUAUGUGAAAAAUUGAAAUCUUUAAUGGUGGAGUGGUCAGAAGAAUUUCAAAAGGACCCUCAGUUUAGUCUAAUAUCUGCAACUAUUAAAUCUAUGAAAGAAGAAGGAAUUACUUUUCCUCCAACAGGAUCUCAGACUGUCUCAGCGGCUGUCAAGAAUGGCAUGUCAUCAAACAAAAAUAAAGAAGAUGAAGACAUAGCUAAAGCUAUUGAAUUAUCAUUGCAAGAGCAGAAGCAGCAGCACCCGGAAACAAAAUCCUUAUAUCCAUCUGUAGAAGUUCAGUUAAAUAAUAAAGUUGCAAGGAAAGUGAGAGCUUUAUAUGACUUUGAAGCUGUUGAGGACAACGAACUCACCUUUAAACAUGGUGAAAUUAUUAUUGUUUUGGAUGACAGUGAUGCCAAUUGGUGGAAAGGAGAAAAUCAUAGAGGAAUAGGACUCUUCCCAUCUAAUUUUGUAACAAGUAAUUUAAACAUGGAGUUGGAGGCAGCAGCUGUGGACAAAUUGAAUGUAAUUGAUGAUGAAGAGGAAGAAAUUAAGAUAUCAGAGCCUGAGCCUGUUUAUAUAGAUGAGGAUAAGAUGGAUAGAGCACUGCAGGUACUCCAGAGUAUAGAUCCAACUGAUUCCAAACCAGACUCCCAGGACCUCUUGGACUUAGAAGGUAUCUGCCAACAGAUGGGUCCAAUGAUAGAUGAAAAACUUGAAGAGAUUGAUAGGAAGCAUUCAGAAUUGUCUGAGUUGAAUGUAAAAGUCUUAGAAGCUCUGGAACUCUAUAACAAAUUAGUGAAUGAGGCACCAAUGUAUUCAGUUUAUUCCAAGCUCCAUCCUCCAGCACAUUACCCACCUUCAUCAGCGGGAGUUCCAAUGCAGACAUACCCAAUUCAAUCACAUGGUGGAAAUUAUAUGGGUCAAAGCAUGCACCAAGUUACUGUUGCCCAAAACUACAGCCUAGGACCAGAUCAGAUCGGUCCACUGAGAUCUCUGCCUCCAAAUGUGAAUUCUUCAGUGACAACACAGUCUGUUCAGGCUCCGUAUUUGAGCCCUGGACAAGACCCUGCUUCCAAUCCUGCUUAUAUGAACCAGAACUCUGCCCUUCCAUCAGCUGCUGGCACAGCUGCUUACACGCAGCAGAUGGGGAUGUCCGUGGACCUGUCUUACCAGAACACUGCGGCCAGUCUGCCCCCGUUGGCAGGCUUCCCCGUGGCAGUCCCAGUGCACACAGUGGCCCAGCAGCAAACAAAUUACCACCAGCAGCCUCUUCUUUAG
Molecule: messenger RNA, 1575 nt
Organism: Pipistrellus nathusii (Nathusius's pipistrelle)
Lineage: Eukaryota; Metazoa; Chordata; Mammalia; Chiroptera; Vespertilionidae
Source: the annotation of a GenBank genome assembly